Patiria miniata (bat star) is the source of this 705-nucleotide messenger RNA. RefSeq names its product myb/SANT-like DNA-binding domain-containing protein 4. Gene Ontology annotation, cellular component: nucleus. The coding region runs from base 4 to 705 and encodes 233 amino acids. The record is from RefSeq and is a predicted model, not a curated record. NCBI's taxonomy places the organism in Eukaryota, Metazoa, Echinodermata, Asteroidea, Valvatida, Asterinidae. The transcript is spliced from 3 exons.
ACAAUGGCGAAAGUACGAAAGCCCAAUUUUUCCGAGAAAGAGAAAUUACUUCUCCUGAGUGAGUGGGAGAAACGUCAGAAUAUUCUGAGACCCAAGUUCUCGUCUAAAAUAACCUCCCAGGGAAAGCAUAAUGCCUGGCAGGAAAUUGCGGACUCCCUGAAUGCCCAGUUUCCCUCCGUACGUCGAGAUGUAGCUGACUUACAGAAGAAGUGGCAAAAUAUGAACAGUAAGAUGAAGGAGGAGACAUCAAGGCAUCGUAAGGAUUCGUUGAAGACAGGAGGAGGACCAGCACCACCUGAUCUUUCUCCUCUAGACCAGAGACUGGUCACACUGGUAGGAGAGAAUACUCCUUCAAUAAUAGGAAUCAACGGUGGCUUUGAUAGCCUGGGUCUACUGUCACUACCAGAGGAGCAGCCGGCAGUGGUCAUAUUUUUCGGGAAAAAAACACAUGCCACUCAUGUUGGUGGAGUGCCGGAGCCCAUCAUCAGUCAGCAGCCUCGCCCGAUUCAGUCAACGACGGUGCCUAGAAAGAGGAGAGCAGACAUGAAUGAUGAUGAGUAUGGGAAGCUGCUGGUACUGGAGCAGAAGAGGAGUGAAGCCGAAACAAGAAGAGCACAGGUCGAAAUUGAAAAGCUAGAGUUGGAGAAGGAAAUGCUGUGUCUGCAAAUAGCAAUAUUGCAGCAGCAGAACUUCCAGAAUCAGUGA